AAAAAUGUGGUAUUUGGCCAUUUUGGCCUUCAGAGAUAUACAAUUAUAUUCCAUAAUAAUCUUUCUACAUGUCAAUCGGAAGAAGCGACCACUUGGCCAUGGCUAGCUCCCAUAAUAAGAAGCCCUCUCCACUUUAUAUACGCUUAAUUUUCUCCAUAUAUUCCAGCAUAUAUACCACCUUGAAAAAAAAAAAAAAAACUAUUAAUCUCGCUAAGAUACAACAACAAACUUGAAAAUGGGAAUGGAAGAAGAUAUGAGUAUAGCAUAUGGGUACAAGACAAAGCAAUCUUCAUCACUCUUGAGCUCCAUUUUCAUGUCCACAGCUAACGCAGCAGCAAAGACGCUGGUUUCUGUGUCAAAAACCCAACAGAUGGAGAAGUGGAAGGCCAUGGAUCAUAUGCGGUUCAUGGUCAUGCUAAUCACUUGGCUCACUCUCUGGGUUCUUAGGGUUUUAAUGGAUUACUUGCCUUCCUCAUCAAUACCCUAUUUUCCCCAAUAUCUCCUUGGAUUCGUUGGAUCAUUGGCCUUACCAGGACCCUCAUCAUCAUCAUCUUCUUCUUCUUUUCCUUCGUUGGAUUUGGUUGUUCAUGAAGGACUUGAUGGACCCUCAGUUCAAGCCCUUGGUAGAGCACUUUCACAAAUCCUUGCACUACUGAACGAGAUCCCAGCCACGUCGAGGAAAUACCAAUUUACGAUGGCAAUGGCUGAUAGGAUAAUGGAAGAGAAUGCUAGAUUUGGUCACAUGGAGCUUCUCCAGAUCAAUCGGAUGACUCUAGCUUCAGCGUUUGCACAUACCUCAAAUCUUCUAUGUGAAACUCUCAAACGCACGGUAACAGACUAUGAUCAUCAUGAUAACAACAAUGGCACAUGGAGCACAAGCUUAAUCCGAAUGCUUCCGAUGUGUUCUUACUUGUCUUCCUAUAUGAAAGGACUUGGUGUUUGCGUAAAUGCUAUAAGGUCUAUGGUAGCAAAAGUUGGGACAUGUCAUGAGUUACAAAAGAAGGGGCAACUGGGGGGAAUAGGCCGUGAGACUGAUCAGGGUGAAGUGGAGGAGGUGAUGGCAGAGAAACUAGCUCAGGAGUUGUUGUGGAUAACAACCAAGGUUAAGGAUUAUGGGACUGUGGAUGAUGCUUUGGUGCAAUGGAGCUUUGCCUCUGAUCUAGCAUCUCUCUCCCUCACAACUAUUAAUGUUAGGGUCCAGGGCUUCAUUGUCAAGAUCUCAGCCAUAUUAUUUCGUGAUCUCAUUGGAGAAGACUUGAAAAUUUCAAGGCAAGUGAAGUUCAGAUUGCUAUUGUUUUGGCUACCAUUAUUUUGCCAUGCAAGCAACGGGUUGACAUAUCCCGUGUUGACAAGGUUUGAAAAGAUGGAAGUAGAGAGCGCAAUAGAUGAAAUACUCUCCAGCUUACCAGCAUCGGAUCAAGAAGUUAUCCUCACAAAUUGGCUGCAAGAUUUUGCCAUAGCAGCUUCAGACUGGCCGAAUCUUCAAUUUUCUUAUGAUAGAUGGUGUCAAACUAGUCGUAAAGCCGCCUUCCACUUUAUUUCCCCGACUGUUUCGCUUCCAACCAAUUUGGUUAUCUCAUAUCCCUCUUUCCCGCAUUUGGUUCGAGAUGUUUGGACUAAUGCCCCGAACCUCCAAUUGGCCAUUGAUCAAUUCAGCUCUAAAGCGAAGGUGCUGGGAGCCCUGAUUACUGAUAAAUGUGAAGAUAAACUCUGGAAUCCUGUUCUAGCUUCUCAAGAUGGUAUCGCUCUCUCACACCUCUUUUUCGUGGACGAUCUUGUUUUGUUUGCAAAAGCGGACCAAAAGAACUGUGUUGCAAUUCGAGAUGUUCUGGAUUCUUUCUGUGACAUGUCCGGGCAAAAGGCACUCUUAGAAGCCUUCUACAUGGUCCUCUCCAAUGAGAGGAAGAAUUUCUUCGUAUUAAGGAUAUGGUCUCCACUGUGGGAUGGGACUGGUUUAAAUGCUUUCCCCAUUCCGAGACACAUCCUUUUGGACAUUAAAGCUACGCCCAUUCCUCAGCUUGCCAACAUUGAUGAUCGGUUGGCUUGGAUAUCCUCACCAAAUGGUGAUUUUGAUCCCAAAGAUGCAUAUCACAUUGCAUGUUCCAGAAUGGGCAAUAUGGACAAUGGGCAAUUCAGAGGAGCUUAG
Quercus lobata is the source of this 2146-nucleotide messenger RNA. Its product is annotated as BTB/POZ domain protein. Lineage: Eukaryota; Viridiplantae; Streptophyta; Magnoliopsida; Fagales; Fagaceae. The record is from RefSeq and is a predicted model, not a curated record. The coding region runs from base 236 to 2146 and encodes 636 amino acids. The transcript has 6 exons.